Capsaspora owczarzaki ATCC 30864 is the source of this 2242-nucleotide messenger RNA. Its product is annotated as fatty acyl-CoA synthetase. Gene Ontology annotation, cellular component: endoplasmic reticulum; membrane. NCBI's taxonomy places the organism in Eukaryota, Filasterea, Ministeriida, Capsasporidae. The transcript has 3 exons. The coding region runs from base 38 to 2026 and encodes 662 amino acids. Gene Ontology annotation, biological process: fatty acid metabolic process. Gene Ontology annotation, molecular function: long-chain fatty acid-CoA ligase activity. The record is from RefSeq and is a predicted model, not a curated record.
UUUUUUUUUAUUUGUGAAUUUCAGUAACACUAAAACAAUGGGCGCCGGCCAGUCUCACCUCCCCAACCCCUCCGACCCUUCUGUCGCCAAGCAGACUAUUGCUGUCGAUGGCGGCAACUGGGGCGCGGAUGCUCACCGCGUUCCCUCUGCCAAAGACAACCUCCUCGGCAUUCAGGACGCUCACUUGACCACCCUGUACGACAACUUCCGCAACUCUGUUGAAAAGUACGGCACUGCCGACUGCCUCGGCACCCGCAUUACCAAGGAAGAUGGCUCCCGCGGUGCUUACUCGUUCAUCUCUUACGCCACCGCGUCCGCUCGCGCUACCGAGGUCGGCUCGGCCCUCGUCCACCUCGGCCUGGCCGCGCAAACCCCUGUCGGCAUCUACUCGAUCAACCGCACCGAGUGGGUCCUUGUCGAGCAGGCCUGCAACGCCUACUCGCUGCCCACCGUUGCUCUGUACGACACUCUUGGUGCUGGCGCCGUCCGCUUCAUCAUGAACCACGCCGAGCUCCCGAUCGUCUUCUGCUCGGCCGACAAGGCUGGUGCCGUGCUCGACGCGCUCAAGAUUGACGGCGGCGUCCCGUCGCUCAAGUACAUUGUCACAUUCGAGGGUGCCGACGAGGCGACCGUCAACCGCGCCAAGGAGCACAACGUGACUGUCCACACCUUCAAGGAGAUUCUCGAGCUCGGCAAGGCCAACCCCGCCCCGCACCGCCCGCCCCAGCAGGACGACCUGGCUGUCAUUAUGUACACGUCUGGCACCACUGGCGACCCGAAGGGUGUCAUGCUGACCCACAAGAACUUUAUCUCGACCAUCAACGCGGUCUUGUUCCACGGCGUCGCCCUCAACACUGACGACGUCCACUUCUCCUUCCUGCCGCUUGCCCACUCGUUCGAGCGUGCCGUCCAAGGCACCAUCCUCCGCGUCGGCGCGUCGAUCGGCUUCUUCCAGGGCGCCAUUCCCAAGCUUGCCGAGGACAUCCAGGAGCUCAAGCCCACCCUCUUCUGCGGCGUGCCCCGUGUCUUCAACCGCUUCUAUGACCGCGUGGUCAACACUGUCACUGCUGCCGGUGGUGUCAAGCUCACUCUCUUCACCAAGGCCUUCGCAGCCCGCCGUCACGCCCUCAAGCACGGCCAGGACACUCCCUUCUGGAACAAGCUCGUCUUUGACAAGAUGAAGCUCAUUCUCGGCGGCCGUGUUCGCUACAUGAUCACCGGCUCUGCCCCGAUUGACUCGAAGGUGCUCGAGUUCCUGCGCGUGUGCUUCUGCCCCGUCGUCUUCCAGGGCUACGGUCUGACUGAGACUUGCGCCGCCUCCGCCAUCACCAACUACAACGACACCCUCCUCGGCCGCGUCGGCCCCCCGCUCGCCGUGAACGAGUACAAGCUGACUGACGUUCCGGACAUGAACUACUUUGUGACCGACAAGCCCAACCCCCGCGGUGAGCUCUGGAUUCGCGGUAACAACGUUUUCAAGGGCUACUUUAAGGAUCCCAAGAAGACCGCCGAGGACCUCGAUGCUGACGGCUGGUUCCACACUGGCGAUGUCGGCAUGUGGAACGAGGAUGGCUCGCUCUCCAUCAUUGACCGCAAGAAGAACAUUUUCAAGCUGGCCCAAGGCGAGUACGUUGCUGCCGAGUUCCUCGAGGGCGUCUUCCAAAAGUCCAAGUGGAUUCUGCAAGUCUUUGUCUACGGCAACUCGCUCAAGACCACCCUUCUUGCUGUUGUUGUGCUCGACCCCGACACCAUCAAGCCGUGGGCCAAGUCGCAGGGCCUGUCCGAGGACCUCAACGCCCUCGCUGCCAACGCCGACGUCCAGAAGAUGGUCCUCGACGACAUGACUGCCGUCGGCAAGGCCGAGGGUCUUAAGGGCUUUGAGUUUGUCAAGGGUAUCAUUGUCGAGAGCGAGCCUUUCGCUGUCGAGAACGACCUGCUCACCCCUACCUUCAAGCUCCGUCGUCCCAACGCCACCCAAAAGUACAAGGCACAGCUCGAGGAGAAGUACAAGACUGUCGAGCCUUAAACGAGGGGGAGGGUGUGUUGCAGAGACGCAGCGAUCUGUUUUUUUCUUCCUCUGUUGUGUUCAUUUUUCAAUUCCCUUGUUUUGCCGUGUGUCGUGUCCCGCGCGGUCGGUCCUUGUUGUGCAAUUGUUGUCUUUGUUUUUGGUUUUUUUGUUCCAUUGCCAAUUCCGUUUUUCAAAAAACCCGCCACAUGCAAAAGGGCAUUGGUGGGGGGGGGG